UUUAUGAAGUUUUUAUGUGUCUAUACAGUUAUAAGUUUUUUGACUUUAAGAUAGUCAAUUUGGCCUUUCUUGUGUUAAUGUGAAAAUAAAAUUUGUUUUUCUUUAUUUGCAGUACUUUGGUAUGCGGAUGGUGUGUAUGGUUAUUCAUUUCUAAGAAGCCUUUAUGAUGUAUGUUGCAUUGGUUUAGUAUACCUUCUUUUGGGAGUUUUCAUUGGUUUAGUAUACCUUCUUUUGAAGUUUUCAUUGGCUCCAAUAAUUUUCAAGAGCCAACAUUAAAAGAAUCUGAAACUGAUCCAUCGAUGAAAAAAGAUAACGAAAUUAAGCGACUUAGCGAAGCUUCUUACGAAAAGAUAUCUUUGCCAUUUCCCAUGAGUGACAACGACUAUGACGACAUUGACAAAGCUCCUUCUACAGCAGUACUAGAUGAUAACAGUGAAGUCACCAUUGGUGUUUCGCCUUCCACAUCAAAACCUGAUGCAGAUGAUAAUUUGGAUGAACACUUUUGGAUGAACCCAAGCUUUUUAGAAGAAGAGGGAAAACAACGUUUGGAAGAUCAAGAAUUUUUGCGCCAACCAUGGAAAUGUUUUGAUAAAUCAAUAAUACAUCAGGAAAAGUUUAAAGAGAUGGAGGAAUAUGGACGCAAACAUCCAGAAAAAGUUACACUGCUCAGUGAAUUGCGUGUAAUUUUCAUGAAGGAGUUUUUGCUUGGCAAGGGAAGUGAUGGAACCCGUGUUUACCUUGCCCUGGGAAACAAUGGUUAUGGAAAAGCAGUAAAGCGAAUACACAAAGAUAGCGGCAAAGACUUUGCAAAUCGAGAAAAAGAAAUUUUUAAUGAGUUGAAUGCAAGGCGUUCAAAUUAUGUUGUGAAUUUUUGCCAUUUAGAAGAGAACUUUGACGAAGAGUAUUUGUACAUGAUAUUAGAUUUGUGUGAAGAAUCGUUAGAGAGUUAUGUGAAAUCUUCUUCUCUGCAAGAUCUUCAAAAAGUCGUUCCUACAAUUCUUAUGCAGAUUUUAAAAGGUUUAGCUGAUCUUCACAGUGGUCCGUGUCCUAUACUUCAUAGGGAUUUAAGACCAACAAACGUUCUUCGAGAUGUACAAGGAAAUUUUUUAAUUGCUGACUUUGGAAUAAGUCAUAUGUUAUCUAAUGAAACUUUGACACAUCAAAGCAUACAGAGAGGAGCUAAAAAUUGGAUAGCUCCAGAGUCAUAUAACGCAUCAGAUGAUACAAUUAAUAAAGUUCGUUACAAAAAAGAGUCUGACAUUAUGAAUGCCGGAAUGGUGGCUUAUUAUGUUGCAACAAAGGGAAAACAUCCUUUUGGAAUUGAACAGCAUAGACUGGACAACAUUUUGAAUGGAAACCCAGCUGGCUUGAACGAAAUCAAGGAUGCCACGUUUAAAGACCUUUUAUCGUGGAUGCUACAGUUAAAACCUGAAGACAGGCCAUCUGCCAAUGAGGCGUUAAAACACCCUUAUCUACAAUCAGAUGAAGAGAAAUUUAGCAUGCUGUGUGAUAUGGGGAACCAACUGGAGGUGAAACAUUCACAAAGUCAAAAUUCUCCCCCUUCAGAUGUUCAUAAGCAGUUGCAUGGCUCCACAGAAUGGAUGAAGCGUAUCGAUGAUGAAGUCGUCAAAGAUUUGAUCAACUUUGAAGUAAACGACAAUAUAAGAACUCUAAAGUACGAGUCUACAUGGGCAGGAUGCUUAAGAUUUAUGCGAAACGUUGACCAACAUUGGCAAAAUAAGCCUCGUCCGCAUCUAUCACAAUAUGUGAAGCAAGGCAAUUAUAAAGAGUAUUUCCUGCAACGUUUUCCUGAACUUCCUCUUCUGGUGCACAAAGUCAUUAGGUCACUGGAAAACUAAACCUGAUCACAAGAGUAAUGAAGAACAUCGUGCAAUUGUUCAGGAUUUGUUUACACUAUCUACUCAUAAGUUUUAUUGUCUCGCUUUUAAAUUUAAUGACUUUUUAUUUAAACACUUUCUCACUCGAUACUGAAGUCUUAUAAUUAAUUAUGUAAUAUAUACUGUGAAAAAUUUUAAUCUCCGCAAAUGGAUAUGAUUACUUAAAAUAUUUAUAAUGGGACUGAAAAUAUUACUAAUUCGAAUGUACAGUCAUGUAGUGGCAAUGUAUCCCUCGCAAUACAUGACAUUCAUGUUGUUAAAUGAAUUAAAAUUGUAUGUGGCUGCUACUCAAAAAUAUUUAGGUUUUGAGCGUUGGAGAUUUACCUCAUCGCAGAAUACAGCGAGGAGUUAAAAUUGGUAACUCCAGUCAUAUGAUCUAUCCAGCAUCCAAUCAUCAAUGUAUCUUGCUACAAGAAACAGUCUGAUGUUAUGAUAAGUGUUUGUUGUAGACAUUUAAAUGUAGUUGAACUCUGCAAAUAACAAAUAAAGUCAAUUUUUGACGUUUCAGUAUCCACCACCACUAA
Molecule: messenger RNA, 2422 nt
Organism: Xenia sp. Carnegie-2017
Lineage: Eukaryota; Metazoa; Cnidaria; Anthozoa; Malacalcyonacea; Xeniidae
Product: serine/threonine-protein kinase/endoribonuclease IRE2-like
Exons: 12
Coding region: 171-1859 (562 amino acids)
Biological process (GO): mRNA processing; intrinsic apoptotic signaling pathway in response to endoplasmic reticulum stress; protein phosphorylation
Cellular component (GO): IRE1-TRAF2-ASK1 complex
Molecular function (GO): ATP binding; protein serine/threonine kinase activity; protein tyrosine kinase activity
Source: RefSeq, a predicted model, not a curated record